Molecule: messenger RNA, 459 nt
Organism: Microthlaspi erraticum
Lineage: Eukaryota; Viridiplantae; Streptophyta; Magnoliopsida; Brassicales; Brassicaceae
Source: the annotation of a GenBank genome assembly
AUGGCUUUCCCUUGCCAUUUGUUGAACUUUUGGAGAAGUCCAAUCCUCUUGUGGCAGCCACAACAGAGGGGUUCAUCCUUGGAGCCUCAUACUCCUCAAAGUAAUAGCACUCAGGCUCACCCAAAUCCGCACUCUCCUGGCCUGAUCUUCAGCUCGAUCCUCAGCUCGACUCAGCUCGAUCGAGCUCAGGCUCCUCUUCUCGCAUCAUCCUCAUGCCCAACUAAUGUGUACACAGGGGGUCUGAAGUCAAUGUUCUCACCCCUUGCUACUGUGGUGAGCUCUGGGUUAGGCAGGAGAAGCUUGGAGGGUCCAGCCAAUGGAUGUGUGAACUUGAAUUGGAAUCUCCCAUCCAACUCCUUGUGCUCAAUGAGAAGGUUGGUCUUGCAAAACUUGAUGUCCAUCCAACCUGGUUCAGUGGCUCUCUAUCAGUUGGGUUCACUCCAGCAGCACACAAGAUAG